Messenger RNA from Gavialis gangeticus (Gharial), 3984 nucleotides. RefSeq names its product DNA polymerase gamma, catalytic subunit (gene POLG). Gene Ontology annotation, molecular function: DNA binding; 3'-5' exonuclease activity; DNA-directed DNA polymerase activity. Gene Ontology annotation, cellular component: gamma DNA polymerase complex; mitochondrion. Gene Ontology annotation, biological process: mitochondrial DNA replication. The record is from RefSeq and is a predicted model, not a curated record. The transcript has 22 exons. The coding region runs from base 65 to 3799 and encodes 1244 amino acids. NCBI's taxonomy places the organism in Eukaryota, Metazoa, Chordata, Crocodylia, Gavialidae.
CUGCCCUGCACGGGGCUCCCCGCCCAGCUCUGCAGGGGCUCCCCUGGGGCCCGCCAGCGUCGCCAUGAGGUUCCUGCCCCGGGCUGUGCCCUUUGCCCCCUGGCGCCGCCGAGACUGGCCCAGGUGGGCCUCGGGCUCACGCACCAGCCGCCUGCUGCCGGAGGUUGAGGAGGCAACGCCAUCGUCAUCGUCAACAGCAUCAUCAAUGCCAUCGCCAGCGUCAACAUCGACACUGUCGCCAUCGACGCCACCGCCAUCAUCAACGCUGCCGAGGGAGCGUGAGGAUGGGCAGCGACGCAUGAACCCCCUGCACAUCCAGAUGCUGUCACGGGCCCUGCACGAGCAGCUGUUCCCGGGCGUGCGGGUGGAGUAUGCGGAGGCCGAUGUGCAGCGCAGCGAGCAGCACCUGCGGCAGCACGGCCUGUGGGGCCAGGCCACGUCCACGCUGCCCGAUGUGGUGCUGCGCCUGCCCCCGCUGCAGGGCGACAACUUGGACCAGCACUUCCGCCACCUGGCGCAGAAGCAGAGCCUGCCCUACCUGGAAGCUGCCGAGGAGCUGCUGCAGUGCGUGCUGCCCCCCCAGCCUGCCACCUGGGCCUGGCAGGCCGGCUGGACGCAGUACGGUCCCGACGGGCAGACGGAAACUGUGGACUAUCCCAGGGAGCGUGCCUUAGUGUUUGAUGUGGAGGUGUGCGUGGCCGACGGGUCCUGCCCCACCCUGGCUGUGGCUGUUUCUCCUACAGCCUGGUACUCCUGGUGCAGUAAGCGGCUGCUGGAGGAACGUUACACCUGGUCCAACCAACUGACACUGGCUGACCUCAUACCACUGGAGACGGCUGCAGACACUAACUGUGCUGCCAAACGGGACUGGCUGGAGAGACUGGUGGUGGGUCACAAUGUUGCUUUUGAUCGGGCGCACAUAAAAGAGCAGUACUUGAUCCAGGGCUCUCGAAUGCGGUUCCUGGACACCAUGAGCAUGCACAUGGCCAUCUCUGGACUGACAGGAUUCCAGCGCAGCCUCUGGAUGGCUGCGAAGUAUGGCAAGAGGAAAGGAUUGCAGCAGGUCAAGCAGCACAUGAAGAAAACCUAUAAGCAAGCCAAAGGGUCUGCAGAUAUCUCCUGGGACUGGAUAGACAUCAGCAGCAUUAACAACCUGGCAGAUGUGCAUGACCUGUAUGUUGGGGGCAAGCCACUGGAGAAGGAGGCCCGUGAGCUGUUUGUAAAAGGGACUAUGAGCGACAUCAGAAAUAACUUCCAGGAGCUGAUGACAUAUUGUGCCCUUGAUGUCCAAGCCACUCAUGAAGUGUUCCAGGAGCAGCUGCCCCUCUUCAUGGAGAGAUGCCCACAUCCUGUGACAUUUGCGGGGAUGCUGGAAAUGGGUGUUGCUUACUUGCCUGUCAAUCAAAACUGGGAGAGAUACCUGGAAGAGGCUCAGGGCACCUAUGAAGAGCUGCAGAAGGAGAUGAAGAAAUCGCUGAUGAAUUUGGCCAAUGACGCCUGUCAGCUGCUGUAUGAUGAGAGGUAUAAGGAUGACCCUUGGCUCUGGGAUUUGGAGUGGGAUGUCCAGGAAUUUAAGGAGAAGAAGCCGUUAAAGAAAAAUAAAGAUGCAAAACGCAAGGCAGCCGAAGUGGUGACAAACCCAUCUGCGCUUGAAUGGCAAGAAGACCCUGGUCCCCCCAGUGAAGAGGAGGAGCUAGGAGUCCCUGAGAGCCAGGUGUGCCUGGAGCGUCUGAAGGAGACUGUCACAUUGCUGCCCAAGAGAACCCAGCAUCUGCCAGGCCACCCCAGAUGGUACCGUAAGCUGUGCCCACGGCUGGAGAGUCCACACUGGGUGCCCGGUCCCAGUCUCAUCACUCUUCAAAUGAGAGUGACACCUAAGCUUAUGAGACUAGCGUGGGAUGGCUUCCCGUUGCAUUACUCGGAGAAGUAUGGCUGGGGCUACCUCGUGCCAGGCAGAAAGGACAAUUUCCCAGGGGAUACCCCAGAGACCGAAGCGCCACUAUGUCCCCACAGGGUCAUCGAGGACUUGUACAAGGAGCACUGUAAGGAGAGGGGAAAGGAGCAACCCCUCUUGUUGGCUCCUUCCCUUGAAGAGGAGUACAUGUUAACAGACAAAAGCACAGUGUGGCAGAAGGUGGAGGAGCUGAGCCGACUGGAGACUGAGGCAUCCACUGAUGUGGAAGCUGAAGCAGGCAACAGCCCCACAAAGGAGGUGCCUCAUGCCAGAGGUUCAUGUGACGACAUUGCUGAUUUGGAGCUGGAGCCUGUAGGCAGCCAGGUUUGCUACCACCAUGGCAAUGGCCCAUACGACGAUGUCAACAUCCCCGGCUGCUGGUUCUUCAAGCUGCCUCACAAGGAUGGGAAUACCAAUAAUGUGGGAAGCCCCUUUGCCCGGGAUUUCUUGCCCAAAAUGGAAGAUGGCACCCUGCAGGCUGGCAUUGGCGGCACCAAUGGGACGAGAGCCCUGGAAAUUAACAAGAUGAUCUCGUUUUGGAGGAAUGCCCACAAGCGCAUCAGCUCCCAGAUCGUAGUGUGGCUGAAGAAGGGGGAGCUGCCUCGGUCGGUAACCAGACAUCCAGAUUACAGUGAGGAGGGCGGUUACGGGGCCAUUGUGCCGCAGGUGAUAACAGCGGGGACCAUCACCCGCCGAGCAGUGGAGCCCACCUGGUUGACCGCUAGCAACGCCCAGGCUGACCGGGUGGGCAGUGAAUUGAAAGCCAUGGUCCAGACCCCCCCAGGCUACUACCUGGUUGGAGCAGACGUGGACUCCCAGGAGCUCUGGAUUGCUGCUGUCCUUGGAGAGGCUCAGUUUGCUGGCAUGCAUGGCUGCACUGCCUUUGGCUGGAUGACUCUGCAAGGGAAGAAGAGCAGUGGCACCGACUUGCACAGCAAGACUGCCUCAACGGUGGGGAUCAGCCGGGAGCAUGCCAAGAUCUUCAACUACGGGCGCAUCUACGGGGCUGGCCAGCCCUUUGCUGAGCGCCUGCUGAUGCAGUUCAAUCACCGCCUGACACAGAAGCAGGCAAAUGAAAAGGCGCAGCACAUGUAUGCAGUCACAAAGGGGGUCCGACGGUUUCACUUGUCUGAGGAAGGAGAGUGGCUGGUAAAGGCACUGGACCUGCAGGUGGAGAGAGAUGAGGAUGGUUCUGUGUCUGCAAAGGAUGUGGGGAGGAUCCAGAGAGAAGCUGUAAAGAGGUCGCAAAGGGGGAAGUGGAAUGUGGUGAGGCAGCGUAUAUGGGCGAAAGGGACCGAGUCCGAAAUGUUCAACAAGCUGGAAAGCAUCGCCAUGUCCCCAGAGCCACGGACCCCUGUGCUGGGUUGUCGCAUCAGCAGAGCCCUGGAGCCAGCAGCUGUCAAGGACGAGUUUAUGACCAGCAGAGUGAACUGGGUGGUGCAGAGCUCAGCUGUGGACUACCUCCACCUCCUGCUGGUCUCCAUGAAAUGGCUCUUUGAGGAGUUCAGCAUCAAUGGGCGCUUCUGCAUCAGCAUCCACGACGAGGUACGCUACUUGGUUCAGGGGGAAGAUCGCUACCGGGCUGCACUGGCCCUGCAGAUCACCAACCUUCUGACACGGUGCAUGUUUGCCUACAAACUAGGCUUGCAGGAUCUACCUCAGUCUGUUGCCUUCUUCAGCACCGUGGAUAUUGAUCAGUGCUUAAGGAAGGAGGUGACGAUGGACUGCAAAACCCCAUCGAAUCCAAGUGGGAUGGAGAAGAGAUACGGCAUCUCGCCAGGUGAAGCUCUCGAUAUAUAUCAGCUUCUUGAAAUAACCAGAGGCUCACUGGAGAAAAAUAAAUGAAACUGGGGACAGAUAGUGGAGGCUCCAGCCAGCUGUCAUAUUUGCAGGGAGUACUGAUGCUUGUGGUUUUCACAGGGCAGGUCUCCUGGCCCUGAGCCAGGCCACUUGACGCUUCUUUUCUGCUCUGAUGUGAAGGACCAAGGCUGGGGAGGGGGCCCUGUAACAGCAGCACAGGUUAAGGGCAG